Molecule: messenger RNA, 2817 nt
Organism: Microtus oregoni (creeping vole)
Lineage: Eukaryota; Metazoa; Chordata; Mammalia; Rodentia; Cricetidae
Product: 24-hydroxycholesterol 7-alpha-hydroxylase
Exons: 12
Coding region: 126-1541 (471 amino acids)
Biological process (GO): bile acid biosynthetic process; cholesterol homeostasis
Molecular function (GO): iron ion binding; steroid hydroxylase activity; heme binding
Source: RefSeq, a predicted model, not a curated record
ACAGUUGCGCGGUGGCCAAAGUUUCGGCUUAAAGUUUGGAACACCCGGUGCGUUUUCCUCAGUCUGCAGGGAAGGGGGAAAUGCUCCGAGAGAAGGACGUUUUCAAACGUCUGUGAUUCUGGAAGAUGGGCGUCAUGGAGUUCUUUUCACCAGUAGUAAUCGCCGUCCUGGGAAGCUGUGUUCUUUUCUUAUUCUUUCGGUGGAAGAAUUUGCGUGGACCCCCGUGUAUCCAGGGCUGGGUUCCCUGGAUCGGAGCGGGAUUUGAGUUUGGGAAAGCUCCUCUUGAAUUUAUAGAAAAAGCAAGAAUCAAGUAUGGACCAAUAUAUACCGUCUUUGCUAUGGGAAAGCGAAUGACCUUUGUUACUGAAGAAGAAGGAAUCAAUGUGUUUUUAAAAUCUAAACAUGUAGAUUUUGAACUAGCUGUACAAAAUCCUGUCUAUAACGCAGCUUGGAUUCCCAAGAAUGUCUUUUUUUCACUGCAUGAAAAACUGUAUGUCUUGAUGAAGGGGAAGAUGGGUACUUUCAGCACACAUCAGUUUACUGGGCAGCUGAGUGAGGCAUUCCAUGAACAACUGGAAGACUUAGGUGCCCGGGGGACAGUGGACCUGAAUGACUUUGUAAGGCAUCUUCUUUAUCCAGCCACGGUCAAUACUCUCUUUAAGAAAGGGUUGUUUCCCACAGACGAGAGGAAAAUCAAGGAGUUCUACCAGCAUUUUAAAACUUACGAUGAGGGUUUUGAGUAUGGAUCCCAGCUACCGGAAUGGCUCCUGAGAAACUGGUCAAAGUCCAAAAGAUGGCUCUUGACACUGUUUGAGAAAAGCAAUGAUGAAAUCAAAGCUCACGAGUCAGUAGCAGGCCAUUCCAGGACCCUCGUGCAGGCCGUUCUGGAUGUUGUGGAGACAGAAUCACGUCAACAUAGUCCAAAUUACGGACUUUUGAUGCUUUGGGCUUCUCUGGCCAAUGCUGCUCCCAUUGCAUUCUGGACACUCGCAUUUGUUCUGGCCCAUCCUGAAGUCCACAAGACCGUUUUAGAAGCCAUAUCUUCUGUGUUCGGCACUACAGGGAAAGAUAAGAUUGAAGUGUCUGAUGAUGACUUGAAGAAGCUCCUUCUAAUUAAAUGGUGUGUUCUGGAAGCCAUCCGCUUGAGAGCCCCUGGUAUCAUUACAAGAAAAGUAGUCAAGCCAAUUAAAAUUCUGAGCCAUACAGUUCCUCCUGGUGAUCUAUUGAUGGUGUCUCCGUUCUGGCUACACAGAAAUCCAAAAUAUUUUCUUGAACCUGACUCAUUCAAACCUGAACGCUGGAAAGAGGCAAAUUUAGAUAAGAAUGCUUUCUUGGACGGCUUCAUGGCUUUUGGAGGCGGGAAGUUCCAGUGUCCCGGAAGGUGGUUUGCUCUGCUAGAGAUCCAAAUAUGUAUUAUUUUAGUGCUUUAUAAAUAUGACUGCAGCCUUCUGGACCCAUUACCAAAGCAGAGUUGUCUGCAUUUGGUGGGUGUCCCCCAGCCAGAAGGGAGAUGCCGAAUCGAAUAUAAACAAAGAACAUGACGUCCGUUGGGGCUCAAGAGGGUCAGAACCUUCUGGAAGAGUGAAGCUACCCAGCUACUGCCCUCAUAGCAUCCUGACCCAAAGACAUCCUAGUGACAUACAUGAUUCAGAUCUGAAGACCAUGCAUCUGAUUUCACUGUCAAGAACACAAAGACCCCAAUUCAAGGUUUAGAGAAAGGGUUUGAAUGAUUUUUUAAAAGUUGAUAAAAAAGUUGAAAUUUGGCUUCAUAUAUAGCCAUAUCAAACUUCUGUAGCGGCGUAAAUGAAGGCAGACAGAAAUAAUAAUAAUAUAUUCAGAUUUAAUUGGUGAAAGACUUAUAGAAGCCGAGGUUCCAGUGGAGAACGGGAAAGCAGAAGAGGAGGGGGAGAGCACACCAGCAAUAUUUAUUAGUAAAAAAUAUCCUCAGGCGACCCCGCCCUACAAGCAAGGUGAUUGGCUGGGGCUACCGCUACAAACUUCAAGUAUAAAUGUCUUUUGAAUGGAAAUAUUGGUACAUUAAAUUCACUGUGAAGAUGACAUACUUAAUUCUAUUUUACAAAAAAAGGAAAGAAGGAAGGAAAGAAAAGAAAACUCUAAAGUUUUGGACACUGAAAAAUUAAAUAAUGACUUCCAGGCAUUUUCUAUUUUUAAAAUAUGAUUCUUAACUAGAAGUUGGAAACCUUAGGCUUCUUAAUGUCAAACACUGCAGCCGUGCCUCGCACUGAGAAGUGUGGAGGGAAUGGUGGCUUUAUGACACAUUUGAGGACAGGUUCCUGCGCUGCCCUUGUCCUGCAUAGACAGCACCAUCUUCUCUGCAGGGGACAAUCAGUGCGCAUAGAUUGUGGUGUCGAUUUGUAUUUUAAUCAAGGGGAAGCACUCUUUUGACUCACAGAGUCUUUAAUUAUAGUUCAGCAGUGAUGAUGCACGGUCUUGCUGCUUCUUGUUAUGCCAUGCUCAGUUGCUAUCCCUGGGAAGCAUGCUCUUUUCUGAAGGGAAAUGGAGGAACCCUGGAUAAGGGAGGAGGGAGCUGAGAGGAAACCAGUUCGGAUGGAUGUAUUGCAUGAGAGAUGAAUAAAUAAGAAGAAAAAGGAUGCAUAAAUAAAAGGGAAAAGAUCUCAUAUUGUGUCAGAUACGUAAUUGCACACGAGUCUGUUACUGAAGUCUUGGAACAACGGGAUGUUUGCCAUUAAGUUCUGGAGAGAAAACCCAGCAUGUCCAUGGGAGCAUAUGAUUCUCCUAACAACAAACAGUGGUGUCAUCAUUUAUACUCCAGAUUCCAAUAAAAAUUCUCUUCAU